Molecule: messenger RNA, 2037 nt
Organism: Amoebophrya sp. A120
Lineage: Eukaryota; Dinophyceae; Syndiniales; Amoebophryaceae
Source: the annotation of a GenBank genome assembly
CGAGUGACGCUCGGCCACGCUGCAGGUGGGCGCAAGUAUUGAUCUGCCUCUGCCUCCUCUGCGCGAAGCGAUGCCAGACCAGCCAGUGGAGGCAUGGCCUGGUCCGUUGAAUGUCGGACAGCGUAGUUGUUCUCGAGUCUGCUGCUUGCGCGAGUGAGUCUGCUGGUUGCACGAGUGGCGUCUGCGAUUGAGGGAAGAAAACGCACUAAACAAGCGCCAUGAAGGUCGUGUUGGUGAACAGCAAUUGAAAAUUGUUUUGGACGAGUAACAAUAAGAAGCUUUGUUUGAGCUGGCACCGUCGACCUCGGGCAAAAAACCUACCUGAUAAAAGAUGCUGCAGCUGUACAAGAACCAAGUCGUGACCCAGGUCUCCAAGGAGCAGAUCGACCUGCGGCAGCUGGAGCUCGACUGGUACUGCUCCAACUACGACACCAUGGCGGUUUAUGCAAUACAAAUUUUUUCCCGCACACGACGAGCGACGUCAAAAACGCAUCACAAAUUUCACCAAGUUAGAGCACGCCCCUUGUAGUUUGUCAUGCGGAAACCGCAUAAUCCUGAUUGUAAUUUCUGCAUCGUGCACGGGGCAACAUUUGCUGUGGAUACGGUUUCGUCCACCAUGCUUGCCGGUUUCGCGUACGAUCAGCUGACCAACUCCGUCCCGGCGAAGACUACUUCUCUUCAGAUGGAAUUUGUCUACGUCGUUUUCACGGCGGUCUCACUGGGUUUGGCGUUAUCGAUCGCAGUCACCUGUAUCUUCAGCGUGAUCUUCGGGAAGAGUCUGGCGUUGCGGGGGAGCCUGGGGGCGACGUCGGUAUACAUUUGUUUCUUCGGAUAGAAUUUGAAUUUGUGUUGCGAGUUGUUCACAACAGAGCUCAGUCUGUCAUGCAGGAUUGGCAUGUUGAGCUUGACACAAAAUCAAAAUCAAUAUUGCCACAUAUAUUACAAGGUCAACAUCGCUGUUGAUAACCUUCGCAACGAGCAGAAAGUGCUUUACCUCCAGUUCGUCGCGUGUCUGCUCUGCUACUUGAUCAGCCACGUAUUGCAAGUCGUCAUUCUGCACCCCGCGAAGGAGGACAAGCUGACAUCCAUCACGCACCGAAUGGUUUUACCUCCGAUGAUCUUCUUCUUUUUAUUGAUUGUGUACUUCACGAUCAGCCUGACCGUGAAGCUGCAAGUCCGCGACUCCGACGCGAUCUCCGGCACAAUUGCCGCGUUGCGCCCCUACGAAAGAAUAGCGGACUUGGAUCAGCAGGUAUACGAACCAUUGUCCGCGCGACGACAUCUGCACGAAUCGCAAAUGGCGGGGGCGGGGAACAGGGAUAGCGAGUCUUUGACCAGCAUUUUGGAAAAUAUCUUCGCGCCGAAAGAAGAGCAGAACGGCCCAGUUCAGCCACAGGAGGAACCUGGCACGGCUACAUCAUCAAACUCUCCGAAAAGACGCCGCGACCGGAACGCGGUAAUGCCAACAGACAGCGGGUUAGGUGGUGGCCUAUCAUCCGGCAUGGCCUCCGGCGGCCCGGGGAGCCGGGCGGCGAACUUCGCCAGCCGGCCGGGAGAAGGUAGCAGUGGGAACAUGCAGGCGGUGAUGCAGCGGGGGAGGGAACAAACGCCGGACGAGCUGCGGGCGGAGAUGUACCGGAAGAAAUCCGUGCGGGCGAAUUACUUUUACGGCGGAGAACAGGAGGAGGAUGACGAGGAUCACCACCACGACGCGGCGGGGGUGCACGGGAGUUCUACCUUCAUGUCGGAACGGGGAAGUUUGAAUGUCAUGUUCGAUCCGCUGGGGUACGGGAAGUAGCUGGGGAAAGGAAAUGAAACGGGGGCGGUCUUGAUGACGUGAUGAAGUUUAAGUAGUUGAUUUCUCCCUCCAGAUUGACAUUGAAAGUGUUUGGUUUUUUUGCGCAGAAUUUGGUGAGCAAAGAUUUUGAGGCACAGGUCCCCGUCUCGUGACAAGGUUUUUAUUCAAUUUUGCCGUAGUGCUGGAGCUCUGUUUGUGGUGCUCAACCUGCCUGUCUUGAGUUCGAAGACGAAGAGCGG